AUGGCGGGGCGAAGCCUUUUCCCCUCCGAUCAGUCAGGGGCGAGAAUCGCGGGAAGGCGGCGCUGCCGCGGGGCCAAUGGGCGUGAGCGGCGGCGGAGGAGCGGCGGCUGCGGCUGCGGCGGCUGCGGGAGCGCGUCCUCCACAGUAGCAGCAGCAGCAGCACUGUGCAAGCACAGAGAUCCAAUGGAAUUCACCUGCAGCCUCCUCUUUGUCCUCCUCUUCCUCACAGCCCUGCAUGCCGGGGGUGCCCAGGCUGCUACAUGGCGAAGGAGAGGAGCAGGUGAGGCUGACAAGAAAGAUUACCCACCUUUUCCAGUGGAUGUUGUGCUGGAGAAACUUGGAGAUCCCAGAGGUGAGGCUGACAGGAAUGAUUACUCACAUUCUCCGGCAAAUGUUGUGCUGGAGAAACUUGGAGAUCCCAGAGGUGGGGCACACAAGAAUGAUUACCCACCUUUUCCAGUGGAUGUUGUGUUGAAGAAACUUGGAGAUCCCAGAGAUGAGGUCAACAGGAACGAUUACCAACCUUCUCCAGCAGAUGUUGUCCUGGAGAAAUUGGAAGAUCCCGGAGACUUGCCCGCGGUGAAGACAUUCCCAGCCUAUCGUCUGGAGGAAGCGCUGAAGCCUGGCUGGCGGCGCAGGGGUUCUGCACCACGCAAGUCCCAGCGCAAACAAAGAAAGUUCCUGAAUGUGCCGAAACUCAUCGGGGACAUCCUGAAGGAGAUGAAGGCAGACCACGGGCCUGAGCUACGGGAUAUUCAGAACAUGUUUCUGACGGGAAAAGGCUACCAGAGACACUUUGGUGAAGAAACAGUCACGAAUAAAGCCAUGGGCAUGCCAGAUGUGGACUACAAGAAUACCCAAAGGGGAAAAGCACAUGAGAAGGAAACCCCAAAUGUGAUGUGUCCCGAAGACUUGCGAUGGCAUUGUAUGAUAGGCACAGCAGUGGCUCUGGUCUGCAUCCCUCUGGUACUGGUGAUCUGCUGGAUCAGUAUCCGCUGGUGGAUGAAUCGGCACUUCAAGAAGGAAUCUACCCAAACGCAGCAGCACAUUGACCGCCUGAUCCAGACUGGGGUCAGUCAGUUCAUGCGUCACUGAGUGGGACCCAAAGGCUGGAGGAGCCACUGCAGCCUGGAGCAGCAGCCCCUCCCUACAGCCCUGUGUUCCCCAGCCCAGCACCAGCCCACCUGCAGCACCAAACUUAGCCUGAACCUAAACCACCCUCACCCAGCCCAAACCCUCUGCCUCAGGGUUCCAGCAAGGCCUGAGGCUGGCAACACCAGGGAAGGGCUGGGCCGUGUGCUGACCCAAACCUACCCUUUAGCCCUUAGCAGAUGAAGAAAUAGAAGAGAAAUAGAUAUAGAAACAUAGGAGAAUGUAUG
Molecule: messenger RNA, 1379 nt
Organism: Colius striatus (speckled mousebird)
Lineage: Eukaryota; Metazoa; Chordata; Aves; Coliiformes; Coliidae
Exons: 11
Coding region: 1-1095 (364 amino acids)
Source: RefSeq, a predicted model, not a curated record